Molecule: messenger RNA, 1785 nt
Organism: Musa acuminata AAA Group (dessert banana)
Lineage: Eukaryota; Viridiplantae; Streptophyta; Magnoliopsida; Zingiberales; Musaceae
Product: myosin-binding protein 7-like
Exons: 5
Coding region: 274-1545 (423 amino acids)
Source: RefSeq, a predicted model, not a curated record
GAAGCUACUCCUCCCUCCCCACUCUCUCAUCUCCUCGCGCGCGCCCUGCCCCGCCCCACCCCGCCCUAAUCGAUCCCAAAACCUAGCUUUGAGAUACGGGUAGGGCUUCGACCCCGCUCCCCCGUCCAUCUCCCCAAGGAGUCCAACGUUCGCCGGCCCCGGCGCCGGUCUGGAGGAGUGGAGAAGGUGGAGGCGUCUGUAACGGGGCGUGAGGCCAAGUGGAGGCGUGACAGAUUCGAUUUGUCUGCCCGUGUCGAUGCCCUGUCCGAAUUUAUGGAUGCCGAAGAGCCGACCGUGCCACCCCGAGAAGGGGGAGGAAGACCAGGAGGAGGCGAGGAGGCCUUCACCUGUCUCUGCUGCAGCCCCUCUUGGGUCCCCUCUAUGGCCUGGCGGUUGUCCCUGAAGCGGAAGCUGGACGAGAGGGACGCAGAGGCCCGCUGCCUGUCGUGCGCUGGCGUCGGCGUGGCCCGGGUGGAGACCGAAAGCGAGGCGAUGGCCCUCCGCGAGGCCCUAGUCAACCACCAGCAGUCGGUCCAGAAGCUUCAGGCGGAGCUGGAGGAGGAGCGGAGCGCUGCGGCGUCCGCCGCCACGGAGGCCAUGUUGAUGAUCCUACGGCUCCAGCACGAGAAGGCCGAGGCCCAGAUGGAGGCCCGCCAAUUCAAGCGCCUCGCCGAGGGCAAGAUGGCCCACGACCAACACGAGAUUGCCGCCCUCGAGGAUCUCCUCUACAAGCGCGACCAGACCGUGCAAUCCCUCUCCUACGAGGUCCGGACGUACCGCCACCGCCUUCUCAGCUACGGCAUCGGCAUCGACGGUGGGGUACCUAGCUCUGAGCCACAGACCCCAGACACGGACACGGCCACGGCCGCCUGUUCGGUCCCGCAGUUCGACCUCCUCCAUCAUGGCUAUCCCCCAUCGAGGUGCAACGGGGAUGAUGCCGCCAACCUGGAUAAGUACCAUUCUGGCCCGGAGGUCAUCAAGGGGGAGGGGUUCUCAGCAACCAUGGACUGUGCUUCAAACAGUGGCGGAAGGCAUGAUAUGAGCGACGAAGUGUAUACGGUGGCUGCGGUGCAUGGGGCGAGCGAGGAGUAUGUCAGCACACCAAGGGAGCUCCGAAACAGAAGGGACAUGGCGGGCAGGGUUGAGGAAGCAGAGAUAAGGAAGCUUUAUACGAGGUUGCAGGCGCUUGAUGCCGAUAGAGAGUCCAUGACGCAGACAUUAAUUUCUUUGGGCACGGAUAUGGCUCAGAUGGUGUUGUUGAAACAGAUUGCUCAACAAAUGUAUAAGGAAGUGGCACCAGAGAGGAAAAUAGUCAAGAAACCAUUAUCUUUCAAGGGGUCCUCUCUCAUAUCAACGAUUAAGAGUGUCAUCUCGUUCUUCUGGAGAAAGAAAUCAGCUCGAGUCAAGUACACUUUUGGCUUAUCUCCCACCAACGUUGGCUUAUUGCUGCUCUUGGACAAGUCUUCCCGAAUGAGGCAACUUAGGUCUCUCACAAGAACACAGAGGAGUAGCACCAGCAUUGCACCACCAAGGCCCUGGAGAUGAGUGUCUUUUUGGGGAAAGAUCCUACAGUGUGCUUGUUGAAGCUGCAAAUUAGAUUCUCAAGAUCAUGCGGCAAUAGUAUGUGUUUUCCCUUCCAACAAACACAAUUCGUAGACUGAUGGAAAUGAACGAACAGAUCUCACGAACAGGUUCAUGUUUCAAAAGGACCUGUACCAUAUUGCUUGUCCCAAUAGCUCAUUGAUAUCACGUAUCUAAGGUGCUUUAAAUGCUGGCUUCUUACCC